Annulohypoxylon maeteangense is the source of this 3769-nucleotide messenger RNA. Its product is annotated as N-acetyltransferase B complex non catalytic subunit-domain-containing protein. The coding region runs from base 358 to 3606 and encodes 1082 amino acids. The record is from RefSeq and is a predicted model, not a curated record. The transcript is spliced from 9 exons. Lineage: Eukaryota; Fungi; Ascomycota; Sordariomycetes; Xylariales; Hypoxylaceae.
GUUGAUGCUGCCCAGCCCUAACAAGAAACAACUACAACUCCAUCAAAGAACAGCAGCACGUUUGGAAAGAGCAAGUUAAAUUGCACUUGCAAAGUCAGAUCAUACUUUGCUUCCUCUCAUUCAGCCAAGUUUAACUUUCUCUGACAUGCAUAAUUCUAUUUCGAGUCCUGUCAAAAUCAUUCUUUGCGAUUCAUCUUUUGCUAAUUCUCCCUCUCGAUAUCCCCCCCACCCAUUUCCAUUACAUCCAACCGACAUCGUCACAUCUGUACAUACAAUCUACCGUCGACUCUCUGUUAAUCGCCAUCAUCUACAACUUAGCAGCAGAAAUUCACGAUAAUAAUUCCUUUCGACAUCAAUAUGAGGCCUCCGCUACCCAAGCCAAGUGCUCGGCCCAUUAAUAUCAAGCAAUCUGCACCUAUAAACCUACAGUCUAGCUUCGCCGAAGAGCAAUGGAUCAUCACUGCUAACUUAGCGAGACAACGAUAUAGGGCCACAAAGGAUCCCUACUACUUGGCAGUGGAGGUUGCUGCGAAGUCCCAAAGCGAUAAUGUCGCGGACCGUAGUGCUGGGAAAGCUGCUGUCGAGAAGAUGAUCAAGGAUAACGUCGUCGUGACUGAUGUCGAUGCCUUAGAUCUAUAUGAAUUCGCGUGCUCGCAUGUUGACAUCAAGUAUCCGGAAACGAUCGGUGUACUCCGAAUAAGACUAGUGAAAGCGUCCCCAAAAGACCAGAAAGCAUGCACUCGUUGCUUUGAUGCUUGUGUCUGGAAUUCCGAUUGGAAAAAUGCCCAACAGAUUGCGGCAUCCUUAAAUAAAACAUUUGCCGCUGAUCGAAAGUUGUUGUUCCGAUAUAUCAUGACAACUCAUUUAUACUCUUUGUCUAGGGAGUGCCCUGAAGCUAGCAGAAAGAUUUUUGCAUCUCUCGCAAAAGCUCAGGCCGACAAGGCUUUCGAUUUGCGCACUGACAUUUAUGGCCUAGAAGGACUUCAUCGAGCUAACCUGGCCGAGCCCGAAGAGUGGGUGUGGCUAGAAAUUCGAAUCGCUCAUUGCAGCUCGAAGGAGAACUUGGAACUUUUUAAGAAGAAUGGGUGUACCCCUCUUAACUUCCUCCACGCCGGCCGUUACGAACCGUUCUGUAGAAUUGUCAAGUACCUACAGGAGCAUGGUGAAUCGGAUGAGCUUUUCCGGAUCGGAAAGGUUAUCUUGGAAGAUUCCAUUACUGCCUUGCAGCCUGAUAUCGAAUGCUUUGAAAAGAACGAGGAAAUCACCCGUCUAAGGAAGCUCGCGGACGAUACUAUCAACAAAGGCUCACCAGAACAAAUAUUAUCUGUGAAGGCGGACUUACGCCAGGCGAUCAUUUCGGCUAGACCUGGUCGAAAUAUAAAAGACCAUUGCUCCAUCGUCGUCAGUUACGAACAUAAGUUGUUGAAGACUUGGGCCGAUGCAGCGAAGCGUCAAGCGGACCCAAAACGGGCAUUGAAGCAACUUGGAAACUUGAUCGAGAAAUUGUCGAGGAACCUAAAAAGAGCCCAAUCCCUACGCCCGAUCGCCGAAGUGACACUAGAACUUAUUAGCUUGGAUAUCAAAGUCUCACGAGCUUCGCUGGCGUAUCCAGGACCCAAUCCGUGCAUAACUUCACGGAUUAUAGCCCUCGUCAAACACGUGGUCAAAAAUUGCGAGAACCCUACUUCUCUAGACGAGGCUACAGUUCUCAUACGACAGUUGGGUACCACAGAAACAUCUACGUUCCUGGGUGUUUUUAAGACUAUUGCUGCGCAGUGUGACGAUGCCUUCAAACGGUAUUUACUGACGUCGAUAUGCCUUAAAAUUUGGUAUAUCGUUGCGACGAACACGGGCCUCGCGUGUAAAUUUUGUCGUACCGAAUGGACAGGCCAUGGUUGUCGACUCUGUUUGAAAGAGAUUACAGCUAUUGCGCUAGAUUCAUAUCAGUCAGGCCUAGAAGACGAUAGUCUUAUUCAGGACAUAACAUCUCGGCAAAGUACGAAUCCGCUGUCAGACAUUUCGGUAAUCGGCGCCAUGAGUCUCUUGAGACUCGCAGGGCUUGGUAAUCCGCGGGCACCACAUGGAGCUAGCUCGUUGUAUAACGCAGACAUCCCGCUGUUUAUGCAGGCUGUUCUAUGGUUGGACUCGUGCAGGGACCUGUCGCCGUACGUAUCUACCGAUCAUAGUGUUGUUCUCGUCAAGCUAUAUAUCUUGAUGGGUUGUGUGUCCCGAGCCAGAGUCAUCUGGGAGGGCUUCGACGUGAAGAAUGCUCUACUUGAUUCCUUAGGUCUACUAUUUAUUGAUCGACUGUCUUCUAUCUCUCCAGGCCAUUUCAUGGGAUCGAGUCGCAGCAAUCCGGUAGAGCCUUUUAUGAAUCAUUUUACGAGAGAAUUCAAAACUACAAUACCUAAGAAAAUUAUGGAUUCUUUGGAGGAGCAAACAUAUUCGAGUAUUCCGGAUAUAAUCGAAUAUGCCGAAAGACAUGCGGCAAGCUGUAGUGUUGUCCUAGCUAUGGUUGAAGAGCGGCGAGGUGCAAGAAUGAAGGCGAACAAGGCUGAGAUUGCUAUUGAUGACAGGCCUCUAGUCAGGGAUCUUUCAAUCGAACACGAGCUACAGGACGUAACUGACUACAAAGUCUUCAGUCUAUCAAACGGAGCUAGUGAUGAGGCAUCAAACCACUCCAUAAUUCACAGUGGACCACUCCCUACGGGUAACCGAGCUCACCUCGGAUUGCUUGCUGAACGCUUUCUCGAUCUCGUCUGUUAUGUACAGCCGAAAGAGUACAAGCCGCCGAAAGCUGGACGCGUUAUUCAACUUGACUGGGAAUAUGCACUCGCCACUUCAUCUCGUCUAGAAAAAGACAUGCGAACUCUCAUGCCUACUAUUGACUCAAGUCUUUCAGAGAAAGAGCAAGUCGAACAAUUCCGACAACAAGAACUAGUCGCGAAAUCCCUCACUUCGUCCGAGUUAUGGUACCAUGGGAUCGUUCGUAGGCUAGCAAGUAUGGUGAAGGAUAUUGUCGGAUCUGGAAUUCUCAAAGCUCCUACUAAUGACAGCCGCGACCGCAUUCGUUCCACCAUUGAGGAAAUUCUACGCGGGUUAGAAAUGCAGACCAAUGACUUUCUGGCUGUGCCUCAAAGUCACCAUUCGAAGCUUCAUGGUUUUCACGGGUUUGCGGCCCUACAUGCUAUGGGCAUGUUACGCGAGACAAUCAUAGUUUUGAAGCAUACGGUGAACUACCUUACCAUCACGUCUGAGAAGGCCAAGACUGUCGACAAGCUCCGCUCUCAGGCAGAACUUGCAUGGUUUACUCCCGAACUGAGAAAGAUGACAGCGGCUGUAGCUGUUUCUGAGAAAUCGGUAAAAACUCGCAUUAGCCAGCUGCAGGGCUACCUCGACAAUAUGGAUGGUUGGCGUGAUCGUCUGUGCGAUUGGGUAUUUGGCAAAUACGCUAUCGUGGUGGACAACGAAAAAGAGUUUAAGAAUGAGGUCUGCCAGAAGAUGCAGGCUAUCGUCCCCAAAGAUAAUGCGGAGAAGUGGACAGACGACAUCGGUAACUCAUGGCGAGAGCUUAUUAAGGGAUGGGCCAUCGUCAAGUUUGACUGAUCUUCCCUUAUUUGCCGCCUUACUUAUCCACUGCUCUGUUCGGCUAGUUUGGUUUUGCGCGUAGAUCACAAACCCUAGGAGGCUUUAAGAAGCUUUGCACAUUGACAUACAAUCUUAGAGUUUUAGCAUAAGCCCAGGUGUGGAUGGGGUUGGUGUGGGUUGC